AUGCAGCUCUUUGUCUGUGCCUGGGAGCUAUACACCUCAAGGUCACCAGACAGGAGACAGACGGUUGCUCAGAUCAAGGCUCAUGUAGCCUCUCUGGAGGGCAUCGCUUCAGAAGAUCAAGUCGUACUUCUGGCAGGCAUGCCCCUAGAGGAUGAGGCUACCCUAGAUCAGUGUGGACUGAAGGCUCUGACCACCCUGGAAGUAGCUGGCCACAUGCUUGGAGGUAAAGUCCAUGGUCUCCUGGCCCAUGUUGGGAAAGUAAGACAGCAGACUUCCAAAGUGGUCAAACAGGAGAAAAAGAAGACAAGCCGAGCCAAGCAGUGGAUGCAGUACAACCAGAGCUUAGUCAAUAUUGUGCCCCCCUUUGGCAAGAAGGGCCCAAUGCCAAGUCUUAAAUCCAUUAAAACAGACAUAGAGGGACCUCAGGGAUAA
Molecule: messenger RNA, 432 nt
Organism: Prionailurus viverrinus (fishing cat)
Lineage: Eukaryota; Metazoa; Chordata; Mammalia; Carnivora; Felidae
Product: ubiquitin-like protein FUBI
Exons: 2
Coding region: 1-432 (143 amino acids)
Biological process (GO): translation
Cellular component (GO): ribosome; cytosolic small ribosomal subunit
Molecular function (GO): structural constituent of ribosome; protein binding
Source: RefSeq, a predicted model, not a curated record